Molecule: messenger RNA, 6732 nt
Organism: Gadus morhua (Atlantic cod)
Lineage: Eukaryota; Metazoa; Chordata; Actinopteri; Gadiformes; Gadidae
Gene: abca3b
Product: ATP-binding cassette, sub-family A (ABC1), member 3b
Exons: 30
Coding region: 1-5142 (1713 amino acids)
Biological process (GO): lipid transport; transmembrane transport
Cellular component (GO): intracellular membrane-bounded organelle; membrane
Molecular function (GO): ABC-type transporter activity; lipid carrier activity; ATP hydrolysis activity
Source: RefSeq, a predicted model, not a curated record
AUGGCUAUCAUCAGACAAUUUGGAUUAUUGCUCUGGAAGAACUAUCUCCAGCAGAAGCGUCAGAUCCUGGUGACGCUGGUGGAGAUCCUCCUGCCGAUGCUGUUCGCGGGGAUCCUCAUCGCGCUGCGACAGAAGGUGCCCUUCAAGAACUACCCCAACGCCACCGUCUACGAGAGCUUCGCCGUCAACUUCCUGCCGCCGCAGCUGCUCUACCGCCAGUGGCAGCUGGCCUACGUCCCCGGGAACUCCAGCGUGGUGCGGCAGGUGGCGGAGGACGUGCAGCACAGCCUGGGGCCCCGGGCCAUCGGCUCAGUGCGCGGGUUUGAGACUGAGGACCUGUUGGAGGACUAUGUGAAGAAGGACCCGCUGUCGGGGAAGCUGCUGGCGGCCGUGGUGUUUGAGCACCCCUUCAGCCACGACGAAGAGCCCCUACCCCAGCAGGUGAGGUACCACCUGCGCUUCAGCUACAGCCCCAAGAACGCCCCCGCCAAGGAGCGGUCGGAACUGAACCCCAACAACGACCUGGACUGGCACACCUCCAGCCUGUUCCCCCUCUUCCAGCUGCCGGGGCCCCGGGAGCAGUACGACAAGGAUGGGGGCACGCCUGGGUACUUCCGGGAGGGCUUCCUGGCCGUGCAGCACGCGGUGGACCGGGCGAUCAUGCGCUCGUACAACCGGACGACGGCGGCGGCACUGCUGGCCCAGACCCGCGUGGUGAUGUCCCGGUUCCCCUACCCGGCCUUCAUCUACGACGUCUUCAUCCUGGCCAUCCAGAACCAGCUGCCCCUUCUGCUGGUGCUCAGCUUCACCUACACCUCGCUCAACAUCGUCCGCGCCGUGGUGCAGGAGAAAGAGCGCAAGCUCAAGGAGUACAUGCGUAUGAUGGGUCUCAGUAACUGGCUGCACUGGAGUGCCUGGUUCCUCAUGUUCUUCCUCUUCAUCUCCAUCUCGGUCUUCUUCGUCACCGUGCUCCUCUGCAUCCAGGUGAGCCCCAAGGGAGCAGUGCUAGCCUACAGCGACCCCAGCCUGGUGUUCGUCUUCCUCAUCGUCUUCGCCGUGGCGACCAUCAACUUCAGCUUCAUGAUCAGCUCCUUCUUCUCUCGAGCCAACGUGGCGGCGGCGGCGGGCGGCUUCAUCUACUUCCUGAGCUACCUGCCCUACCUGUUCCUGUGGCCGCGCUACGACAUGCUCAGCCACGCCCAGAAGGUGGCCGCCUGCCUCAUCUCCAACGUCGCCAUGUCGAUGGGGGCCCAGCUCAUCGGCAUGUUCGAGGGCAAAGGGACGGGGAUCCAGUGGUCGAACCUGUUCGAUGCGGUGACGGUGGACGACGACUUCUCUCUGGCCCAGGUGCUGCUGAUGCUGCUGCUGGACGCCGCUCUGUACGGCCUGGUGGCCUGGUACAUGGAGGCCGUGUUCCCCGGGGAGUACGGCGUCCCACGCCCCGCAUACUUCUUCGUGCUGCCGUCAUACUGGUGCAGCAGCCCCCGCAUGGCCCUGGUGAAGGAGAAGGAGGAGGAGGAGGACGCCGAGAAGGCCCUGAGGGGGGAGUUCAUCGAGGCAGAGCCGGCUGGGCUGGUCUCGGGGGUGAAGAUCAAACACCUGAACAAGGAGUUCACGCUGGGUAACAAGACGCGGCAGGCCGUGAGAGACCUGACCCUCAACAUGUUCGAGGGUCAGAUCACCGUGCUGCUGGGUCACAACGGGGCCGGAAAGACCACCACCCUGUCCAUGCUCACAGGUCUGUACCCCCCCACCAGUGGCAGGGCGUACAUCAACGGCUAUGACAUCUGCCAGGACAUGGCCCUGAUCCGCCAGAGCCUGGGUCUGUGUCCGCAGCACGACGUGCUGUUUGACAACCUCACCGUCAGGGAACACCUGCUGUUCUACACACAGCUCAAAGGCUACCCCCGGGCCAAGAUCCCUGCGGAGGUGGACCGCAUGAUCCGCGUCCUGAACCUGGAGGACAAGACCAACGCCCGGUCCAAGACGCUGUCGGGGGGCAUGAGGCGGAAGCUGUCCAUCGGGAUCGCCCUGAUCGCGGACUCCAAGGUGGUGAUGCUGGACGAGCCCACGUCGGGCAUGGACCCGUCGGCGCGGCGGGCCACCUGGGACCUGCUGCAGGGGGAGAAGCGCGGCCGCAGCAUCCUGCUCACCACGCACUUCAUGGACGAGGCCGACCUGCUGGGUGACCGCAUCGCCAUCAUGGCGGGCGGGGAGCUGCAGUGCUGUGGCUCCCCGCUGUUCCUCAAGAACAAAUACGGCGCCGGGUACCACAUGGUGAUUGUGAAGGACCACCUGUGCAACGUGUCAGAGAUCACGCGGCUGGUGCACAUGUACGUCCCAGACGCCACCAUGGAGAGCUGCGCCGGCGCCGAGCUGUCCUACAUCCUGCCCAAGGAGAGCACCAGUCGGUUCGAGCUGCUGUUUGCGGAGCUGGAGAUGAACCGAGAGGAGCUGGGCAUCGCCAGCUACGGAGCCUCAGUCACCACCAUGGAGGAGGUCUUCCUCAGGGUGGGGAAGCUGGUGGACUCCAGCUUGGACAUCCAGGCCAUCCAGCUGCCGGCGCUGCAGUACCAGCACGAGCGGCGCUCCAACGACUGGACCACGGCGGACGACGUCAGCAGCAGCAGCGGCAUGACGGACGUCACAGACUUCACCGACAGCGGCACGCUCAUCUCAGAGGACUGCUCCAACAUCAAGCUCAACACGGGGGCUAUGCUGUACCUGCAGCAGUUCUACGCCAUGUUCCUGAAGAGGGCGCUGUACAGCUGGCGGAACUGGAAGGUGAUGGUGGCCCAGUUCCUGGUGCCGCUGGUCUUCACCGUGCUGGCCCUGGUGGUGGCGCGCUCGUUCCCUAGCAACCACGCCGCCCCGCAGCUCAGGCUGGGCCUCGGUCGCUACGGCGACACCCGGGUCCCUGUGGCGCUGGCGCCCGGAGCCGCCCCGCUGUCCGCCGCGCUGGCUGACGCGUACGAGGCGCAGCUCGCCGCCCAGAUGGGACGGCUGGUCAACAUCACAGACUUCACGGACUACAUCCUGACCCAGGCCGCCAAAGAGGGCGGGGCCUUCAACGAACGCUGUGUGGUGGGCGCGUCCUUCCGUGGCCAUAGCAACCGCUUCGCGGAGGCCACGGCCUACUUCAACAACGAGGGCUACCACACCCCGGCCACGGCCCUCAUGAUGGUGGACAACGCGCUGUUCAGGCGGCUGGCCGGCCCCAACGCCUCCAUCAGCACCGGGAACCACCCGCUGCCCCGGAACCUGUCUGAGGCCGCCCAGGGCCAGCUCACCGAGGGUCAGACUGGCUUCGCCAUCGCCAUCAACCUGAUGUACGGGAUGGCGUCGCUCUCCAGCACCUUCGCCCUGCUGCUGGUCAGCGAGCGCGCCGUCAAGUCCAAGCACGUGCAGCAGGUCAGCGGCGUCUACCUCUCCAACUUCUGGUUCUCGGCGCUGCUCUGGGACCUCAUCAACUUCCUGCUGCCCUGCCUGCUGAUGCUGGUGGUGUUCCAGGCCUUCGCGGUCCAGGCCUUCGUGGCGGACGGCCACCUGGUGGAGGUGUUGCUGAUGCUGCUGCUGUACGGCUGGGCCGUGGUGCCGCUCAUGUACCUGCUCAGCUUCCUGUUCUCCACCGCCGCCACCGCCUACACGCGCCUCACCAUCUUCAACGUCAUCUCCGGCACCGCCACCUUCCUGUCCGUCAACAUCAUGGACAUCCCCGAGCUGAAGCUCCAGGACCUGUCUCACCUCCUGGACAAGGUGUUCCUGGUGUUCCCCAACUACUGCCUGGGGAUGUCCUUCUCCCAGUUCUACCAGAACUACGAGCGCAUCACCUUCUGCAAGUCCAACCCGGUCACAAAGGCAAUCUGCAACUUUUACAACAUCACCUACCAGGAGAACUACUUCUCCAUGUCGGAUCCUGGGGUGGGGCGCUACCUGGUGGCCUUCUCCCUGCAGGGCGUGGCCUUCAUCGCCCUGCUCUUCAUCGUGGAGCUGCAGUGGGCGCGCACGCUGCGCCGGCUCUUCAGGGCGCUGUGCCGACGGAGACCCAGGGUGCUGCUGGAGGACGGGGUGCUGCACCCGGAGGAUCGGGACGUGGCUGACGAGAGGAAGCGGGUGUCGGACUGCCAGCCGGUCAUCGAGUCCAUGGUGGGGAGCCCGCUGGUUCUACAGGAGCUCACUAAGGUGUACAGCGCGGAGGGUCUCCUGGCAGUGGACCGGCUCUCUCUGGCCGUGGGGAAGGGGGAGUGCUUCGGCCUGCUGGGCUUCAACGGCGCGGGAAAGACCACCACCUUCAAGAUGCUGACGGGGGACGAGAGCGUGAGCAGCGGCGACGCCUACAUCGACGGCUACAGCGUCCUGAGGGACAUCAAGAAGGUCCAGCAGCGUAUCGGCUACUGCCCGCAGUUCGACGCCCUCCUGGACCACAUGACGGGCCGGGAGACGCUGAGCAUGUACGCCCGGCUCAGAGGCAUCCCCGAGAAGUACGUGUCGGGCUGCGUGGAGAACGUGCUGCGGUCCCUCCUCCUGGAGCCGCACGCCGACAAGCUGGUGCGGAGCUACAGCGGGGGCAACAAGAGGAAGCUGAGCGCGGGCAUGGCCCUCAUCGGGGGCCCGCCGGUCAUCUUCCUGGACGAGCCCUCCACCGGCAUGGACCCCGUGGCCCGGAGGCUGCUCUGGGACGCCGUCACCCGCACGCGGGAGUCUGGGAAGGCCAUCAUCAUCACCUCCCACAGUAUGGAGGAGUGUGAGGCAUUGUGCACCCGGCUGGCCGUGAUGGUCAACGGUCAGUUCAAGUGCCUGGGCAGCCCCCAGCACCUGAAGAGCAAGUUCGGCAGCGGCUACACCCUGCUGGCCAAGGUGCACUGCGACGCCGACUCAGACCACAUGGACGCAGACCUCCAGGUCUUCAAGGACUUCAUCGAGAGCACCUUCCCAGGAAGUCUACUGAAGGAUGAGCACCAGGGGAUGGUGCACUAUCACCUGACCGACAAGAGCCUCAGCUGGGCACAGGUGUUCGGCACACUGGAAGCGGCCAAAGACAAGUAUCGUAUCGAGGACUACUGCGUGAGCCAGAUCUCCCUGGAGCAGGUCUUCCUGAGCUUCGCCCAGUUCCAGCACUGCGCCGAGAACGCCAAGAAAUGACUCCCGCGCCCCCGUCCGUCCGUCCGCCCGUCCCCGGACCGCGGGGAGUCCCUCCUGUACAUAGGUCUGCCCCCCCACCGUCCCCACUGGCCCCCCCCCCACAGCCGUGGUUCCUGGGGGCCCUCAUCGCUCCUCGCUUGGGGACCGCAGGAGGUGAUGCUGUAAAUGUUGCACAUUAUGAGGAGAUCAAAGAGAAGAAGAACGUGUGUGUGUGUGUGUGUGUGUGUGUGUGUGUGUGUGUGUGUGUGUGUGUGUGUGUGUGUGUGUGUGUGUGUGUGUGUGUGUGUGUGUGUGUGUGUGUGUGUGUGUGUGUGUGUGCGCACGUGUGUGUGUGUGUGUGUGUGUGUGUGUGUGAGCUUAUUUAUAAUUUUGUAUCACCAUGUGAUUGUCGCGUGUCCGAUAUGAAGGGGAGCAUUGCGGUCUGGUGAGACUCUGAGUUUCGUGGCGAGUACGAGACACCUCACGGCCUUCAGUACUGUCCUGUUUGGUUUUUUCGUAAGAAUCCAUGACGCCAUUUUAUCUCUGAGAAGCAGUAACGCCACGUGUAAAAUGUAUCCGUGGUCCAGGUCACUCAUUCCCCACACUAACAAUCAUCCUCUUCCAUGUAUUUCCAUGCGUGGAUAUCGAUUGGUAUCCCUGUACAUUUACCUUCGAGGGCUGACCAAUCGAAUCAUCUGCUGAAAGUCUUAACAGAUUGCAUGUCAUCUUCUUAAAUCUGCCUCAACUCUCUACAACCCCCUCCCCCCCCCCCCACCCUCCAGGGACUAAUUUGAAUAUUGUGUCGCUGUGCAUUUUAGCACAGACUCACCAAAGUCUGACUCAGAUCUUUCCUACUGAACCAGACGAUUAUAAAGUCAAGCUUACAGUCAAGCUACGUGAGAUGCUAUGUUUCUGUUUGCAAACCAUCCUGUUGAAAACGACCAACACUUGGUACCGUUUGUAAGUGUUGUUCUUUACGGUGUGGCCCAGAUGUGUGGAUACCUAAAGGCCGUUUUGUAGCGAAUAACUUUAAGCAAAACAUACGAUGGUUUUUUUUUUAGAUGUGGAAAUGUGUUGGAAAAUGUAUCUUAACAUUUUAAUUUAUCAUCAGGGCUCUCCUGAAUGUGUGUAGGGCAUUAUAUUCAUGAUAGAGGAUAAAUAAUGAUUCAUAUGAACUACACAUCUAAUGUACGAACGUAACAUUCCUAUGAUUUAUUCCACUGAACAAUCAACCAAUUAACUUGAUUAAUGUUGCACUUGAAAUGAGAUAUUCCGUCUAAACUAUUGCAUUACCAGGUGCAAAUAUCAUUUCUAUGCCUCUGCGAUGUAUGUAUGCCUCCUACACUGUUUGAUAUAGUAGUAAAACACAAUGAAGUUAUGGAUCAGUCUUGCUUAAUGUGAUUACAUUCUUUAAAACAUUGAUCCUCCUAUGUUGGGUAAAACUAAUUCCUUAUCCUUAACGUAAGGUAUAAGAAUCGGAAUUACUUGAAGGAAGUUUAAGAAGGGAAGGCAUCUUUGUAUGUGUGUGUAGUAGGCUAUAUUGUGCCAUGAAACAUUGUCUCAUAAAAAUCUGUUCUUUUUCAAUAUAAAAAAAUGCCCCAUGCAAAUGAA